Molecule: messenger RNA, 735 nt
Organism: Pecten maximus
Lineage: Eukaryota; Metazoa; Mollusca; Bivalvia; Pectinida; Pectinidae
Exons: 8
Coding region: 179-550 (123 amino acids)
Source: RefSeq, a predicted model, not a curated record
CGUAAAAAAAACCCACACAUGGUGUUACAAGCGUGCCACCUACAAAGGAUAUACUGGCUAUCUAACUGCAGCUGACAUUAAUCAGAAUGAUAAUGGGUUGAUACAGUCCGGGUGUAACUACCAACGUACCAGUACACUUACCUACAAUGUGACAAAUGAAGACACCAACACCACGUUUAUGUGUGAACCGUACACUGGAACCGUGUGUGGCUCUAAUCCAGCCUCACUGAUAACAUAUAAAUCCAUCAGAAGACGUAAAGAUUCAUCAGGCGGAACAACAGGCGGUCAAGGUGAUACUGGAGACAUAAUCACAACGACGGCGACAGUUUGUGAACCAAAUGACGUCACACCUUGGAUUAUCGUCGCUGUUAUAUUCAUCAUGGCGAAUGUCGUCCUCAGUACCACUGAUUCCAACCUCUGUCGUAAAGUAUUAGAAUAUAAAGAGCGUUUAUAUCAAAGCGUGAACUACGUGGCGAUGAACAGAGGAUUGUCAAGAAAUGAUGAGUACGUGUACAAAACCACGGACAAUUACGAAAUACUACAAAUAUAGACUAAACAAUGCAGCUACGAGUUGUUGAUAAUCGAGGAUACACACACUAAGUGUAUUGCUGUUGUUGUUGCCAAGGAUACAUAUAACAACAAACUAAGUGUAUUACUGCUGUGCUAACCAAGGAUACUAAAACCAACAAACUACUUGUAUUACUGAUGUGGUAAUAAAGGAUAAACAAACCAACA